AUGCUUACGAUGGUGGUUUGGCAAGGCUCACGCAAAUUGGGGUUUAGCGGUGGCUACAAUGUACCGCUGGAAGCGAAUCCGUUCGUCAGUGAGCUAAAGGUUUUGGAUUGUGGUGAUAUUCCUGUGACGUCGUACGACAAUGCUUGGGCCAUCCAGCAGAUUGAAGAAGGACAUAACAGCUUGCUGAUGCGCAAGCCUUUCACCAAUGCGGAUGCUGAAGGAUUGUCCAGGGCCGGAAAGACUCUGCCGCGGAUUAUCACGCUGGGUGGUGAUCAUACCAUCACACUGCCGUUGCUGCGCAGUAUCAACAAGGCCUACGGGCCCGUGACUGUGAUCCAUUUUGACAGUCAUCUGGACACAUGGAAGCCCAAGGUCUUUGGCGGCUCGCCUAGUCAGGUUGCUGCUAUCAACCACGGAACCUACUUCUACCACGCUGCCAUGGAAGGUCUCCUGAAGAACGACACCAACAUCCAUGCCGGCAUCAGGACGACCCUUUCUGGUCCCUCUGAUUAUGAGAAUGACGGGUACUGCGGCUUCGAGAUCGUCGAGGCGCGUGAAAUUGAUACUAUCGGAACCGAAGGAAUCAUCAAGAAGAUCAGAGAUCGAGUCGGCACAGAGAACCCUGUCUACCUUUCCAUUGACAUCGAUACUCUGGACCCUGCUUUUGCACCUGCAACCGGUACUCCCGAGACUGGAGGCUGGUCGACCCGUGAACUGCGCACCAUCAUCCGUGGCCUUGAUGGCCUCAACUUCAUCGGUGCGGAUAUCGUCGAGGUCGCUCCAGCUUAUGAUACAAACGCAGAGCUUUCUACCAUGGCCGCUGCGGAUGUUCUUUACGAGGUUCUUACCAUCAUGGUUAAGAAGGGACCAUUGUCUAUUUCCAAGGGACAUGAGUUGUAG
Messenger RNA from Aspergillus fischeri NRRL 181, 900 nucleotides. RefSeq names its product agmatinase. The transcript has 6 exons. NCBI's taxonomy places the organism in Eukaryota, Fungi, Ascomycota, Eurotiomycetes, Eurotiales, Aspergillaceae. The record is from RefSeq and is a predicted model, not a curated record. Gene Ontology annotation, molecular function: agmatinase activity; metal ion binding. The coding region runs from base 1 to 900 and encodes 299 amino acids.